UUGGUCUGGUGAGGCGCCUAGAGAAGGAUUGUAUUAGUGGGGUGGGGUUUGAGUUUUCCAUGUGAAGUGACCUAAAAGAUAGCCAGAUUAAAAGGUUACAACUUACAAGCAUAUUUCUUGCUUCUUCCUUGAAUGAAUCUACUUUAUGUACACAAAAGUUGUUUAGCAAGUGAUGCUAUGCUGUGAGAUUCAACAUGGCUGUUGGAAAAAUAGUCAGAUGAUGGAGGUUUCAAAUUUUCUGCUAAUGUAGAAGCCAGAUCUCUCAAAGAACUUGGUCAUCACUGGCAAACAACCUUUGGAUCUUGAAUUGAGAGUUUAUGCUCCAAACAGUGCACGAAAAUGGGAACUUUGGUUAUUGAAACUGAUUGUUCAUGCUCAAAUGACUAUGCAGCAUUAGGAUUGAAGGACUUGAGAAACGAGAAUCCAAGAAAUCCCCCAAUUUUGUCACUUCUUGCAGCAGUGCUGGAGAGGUCUGUUCAGAAAAAUGAAUGGAUACUAGAAACCUCGCAAACCAAAGAUGUUAUCACCAUAUUUCAUGGUUUAAGAGCACCUUCUCUGAGCAUCCAACAAUACAUUGAUCGGAUUUUCAAGUAUGCAUGCUGCAGCCCUUCCUGCUUUGUUAUUGCAAAUAUAUAUUUGGACAGAUUCAUUCAGCGGACAAAUUUGUUCUUGACUUCCCUCAAUAUUCACCGACUUCUUAUCACCAGUGUGAUGGUGGCUGCAAAGUUCAUGGAUGAUGCAUUCUUCAACAAUGCAUAUUAUGCCAGAGUGGGAGGUGUAAGCACAGCAGAAUUGAACAAGUUAGAGAUUAAGUUUUUAUUUGGUCUAGAUUUCCGAAUUCAUGUUACAGUGAAGACCUUCGGCGAAUAUUGUUCUGUGUUUAAGAAAGAGGCUACAGGGGGGCUCAUUGAGCGUUCAAUUCUGGCAUGUGGAGUGGAAGAAAGCUGGGCAAACAAAGAUGAUUCCACCUGUGCCCACUCAAUUGCAAGAUGAAAAUUUUGGGGCACUAAAAUUUUUGAGUGACAUCGAGAAGGAAACAUGAGAGCUUUUACUCGUCUUAUCGUUGGUCAAAUGCAAUGGCUAAAUCAUAGGUGUGGAAGUUUUUUGAGGACUCCCGUCUCUGUUGUAAGAAUAGAGGUUGUGUUAUAGUUUCUUCUUUUAUGUUUCCAGACUUGCAUUCUCUGUCUAUUCUCUGUCUAUGCUAUGGUGUUUGCUCGA
Molecule: messenger RNA, 1218 nt
Organism: Sesamum indicum (sesame)
Lineage: Eukaryota; Viridiplantae; Streptophyta; Magnoliopsida; Lamiales; Pedaliaceae
Gene: CYCP1;1
Product: cyclin p1;1
Biological process (GO): regulation of cyclin-dependent protein serine/threonine kinase activity
Molecular function (GO): protein kinase binding
Source: RefSeq, a predicted model, not a curated record